Messenger RNA from Brenthis ino (lesser marbled fritillary), 750 nucleotides. The record is from the annotation of a GenBank genome assembly. Lineage: Eukaryota; Metazoa; Arthropoda; Insecta; Lepidoptera; Nymphalidae.
AUGGAUCGCGACACAAAUGGAAAAAAUGUCGUUAUAACUGGUGGUGCUGAAGGCUUAGGCCUAGCUAUGGUUAAAAGUUUUCUUAAACAUGGAGUGAAAUUAGUUAUCAUUCUCGAUAUAAAUGAAAAACUUGGAAAUGAGACCACGAAAAAUUUGAACCAAACUUAUCCUGGCAGAGUCGUCUUCUACAAAUGCAAUGUUUUAACAGAUUUAGAUAACACUUUUGAUAUUAUCAUUAAAAAUCACAAAAAGGUGGACAUUUUAGUGAAUAAUGCUGGAAUUCUUGACGAAAUUAAUAUUCGAAGAACUAUGGAUAUAAAUAUAACUGCCGUUAUGGAGUGGUCGAUGAAGUUUUACGAACACAUGAGAAUUGAUAAAGGAGGAAGUGGUGGUACAAUAAUUAAUGUUUCAUCAAUAUUUGGAUACAGAAUCACAGCUUACAUACCUUAUUAUCAUGCUUCUAAAUAUGCAGUGAUUGGUUUCUCCAAAUCUCUUGGGCAUCAAACCAAUUUUAAUAAAACUGGAGUGCGGGUAGCCACUUUGUGUCCAGGACUAGUGCUUACGAGUUUAAGUUCAGCUCCGGAAAUAAGAGAAAAAGACAUGCUCCCAUCAUUCAAGCUAGAUCUUGAAGCGUAUGAAUGGCAAGGGAGUGAAUUUAUUGGGGAGGGUACAGUGGAAAUAUUUAAACAAGCUGACAGUGGCACUGUUUGGGUUGUGGAGGGUUCCAGACCUGCAGCAAAAUUGGAUAUA